AUGUCGGACAAGGAGGGAAGUUUGCUGUACAAGUACAGCAGCACAAGGAGGGACUUGUCUCACUCCCGCCAUCUGAGAGUCUUCCAGGUUCUGAUAGGAAAGGCCUGCUCUUGUGUUCUGAUAGAGCGACAGCUGAAGUACUCCAAACAUGGCCUGGCACUGACCUGGAAGCAGCCGUCAUGGAUCUCUCUGAGAAAGGAAAGGAAGGUCUACGUUCAGGACAUGAGAUCCAUCUGCUUUGGAGCCCAGGAGGAGUCAUCGAACCACCCAGUAGGCCACGGGACUGAGGACGAGGACCUGUGCAUCUCAAUCACCUACGACGACCAAAGCGGACCCGGCGUCUCGUCUCUAUACCUCUGCGCCCAAAAUCAUCAAGACUUUGACUUGUGGCGAGAUAAUCUGUCGUCUCUCAGAUCUGCCAAAUCGGAGAAGAGCGCAUUCACCGACAGCUUCAGCACCGCCAUCAUGGCGGCAUCCGACAACGAUAUCAGCCACACGAUGAUGGACUCCACAAGUGAGCUCGCCUCCUUGGAUGGAAUGGAAUCCGUCAUGUCAGAUCUGGAACGUGAAAAGCUGUUCCACAGGAAAGAUCCGCAAGUCAGGUGGAAGAAUGCAGCCAGAUUGCAGGCGAUUGUACGAGGGUACAUGACGAGAAGGUCAUUCCUCAACCAGGGUGCAAAGGAUUUCGUCGUCACUGCUGAUUUGGGGUCUUCCAGCAACCAUUCUCAGCUCUCACUGUCAAGUGCGGUUGAGCAACUACCCGAAGAUUCGAAAGCCCCUGAGUACACCAUCAGAAACUCCGACUCCCUUCAAGCUCUGGAGCAUUCUUUCAAGGAGAAGAGAGAUCUCAGCCAGUACUUGCGAAGUUUCGCACAAGAAGAAGAGCAGAGAAUAUCGCAGCUAAUGGUCCGGCUGAUGGCCUUGAAACGACCUCACAAGAACGUCAACGACCCUGAUGUACAUUUUGCCUUUGACUUGGACGAGCUGGAAAAGAUUAGCCACGAGCUCGAUGAGACAACAAAGAUGAUCAACGUCGUUGCAGAGGACCUUGGAAAGCUCUCCGAGGCGGUCAUCGAGAACAUUCAAGAGAACAACAAGGAGCAUGACGAGCUACUCAAGGAGUACGACGCGCGGAGAGUGGAGUGCGAGAGGAAGAUCAGAAGAUUGAGUCUGAUUGUAAACAAGAUGGGUCAGAAUACUCAAGAAUCCCUGAAGCAGAUGAGUCGACUCGAAGAGAGUUUUGACAACUUGCCGGAACCAAGACCACCUUCAAGGGCGUGGCUGGUCGUACUUCUCUCAGCGUUUGUGAUGGUCCUUGCUAUUCUAAUACAGAUCAACCUAUUAUGAGGAAAAUCCCAUAGGAAUGCAGAUUUCAUGUUCUUUCAACCAUAAUUUUAAAG
Messenger RNA from Guillardia theta CCMP2712, 1400 nucleotides. RefSeq lists its product as hypothetical. The coding region runs from base 1 to 1347 and encodes 448 amino acids. The transcript has 17 exons. Lineage: Eukaryota; Cryptophyceae; Pyrenomonadales; Geminigeraceae. Gene Ontology annotation, molecular function: protein binding. The record is from RefSeq and is a predicted model, not a curated record.